Molecule: messenger RNA, 1865 nt
Organism: Scatophagus argus
Lineage: Eukaryota; Metazoa; Chordata; Actinopteri; Scatophagidae
Gene: p2ry8
Product: P2Y receptor family member 8
Exons: 3
Coding region: 237-1307 (356 amino acids)
Biological process (GO): positive regulation of Rho protein signal transduction; phospholipase C-activating G protein-coupled receptor signaling pathway
Cellular component (GO): membrane
Molecular function (GO): G protein-coupled receptor activity
Source: RefSeq, a predicted model, not a curated record
UAGAGGUGUGUGUGUGUGUCAGUUCCCAGACUGAAUCUAACGUGUGACAGUUGGUAGGAUGAAGAUAGUCACAUGAUCCAUUUCCUCUCUCCCUCUCUCGCUGGCACUGUAACAACUUAAAACUCUAUCAGUACAUCUUUAACAACAUCUGCAACUGGCGGUCAUAUGCCUACCUGCCUCCUGUGCCGCAUGCCUCUCUGUUCAUACCGGUGACGAGAGGCCACUCUUAUCCAAUCAUGACGAGGAAUUCCAGCAUUGUCAAGGUAGACAAUGCCACCCUGUACCUGUUUCAAAAUGCAAACAUCAGCAUUGCCGUCUCUGUCAUCUACAUGAUUGUCACUGCCAUUAACCUAGUAGGAAAUGGCCUUUCCAUGUGGAUCCUUCUCUUCCGUACCACCCCCAAGACUCCCUCCAUAAUCUUCAUGAUUAAUCUCACCCUCACCGACUUGGCACUUGGCACUGCCCUGCCCUUUCAGAUUGCUUACCAGCUUAAAGGCUAUCACUGGACUUUGGGACCCGGGAUGUGCAGUUUCCUGACCCUCGUCUUCUACACCAAUAUGUACUGUUCCAUCCUGACCAUGAUGGCCAUCGGAAUUGACCGCUACCUGGGCAUCGUGUGGCCUAUGCGGUUCAGGCAGACCAGGAAGAGGAAGUCCUUUGCUGUCGUCAGCUGCCUCCUCAUGUGGAGUUUGGUCCUCAGUGUUCUGUACCCGCUGAUGACCACAGACCUGACCUUUGACAUUCCCGAACUCAAGAUUACCACAUGCUUUGACAUGCUGAAAAGAAACAUGCUGCCAUCGCUGUCAGCAUGGGCAGGCUUUCUCUUCAGCAUGGUGUUUGUCCUCUUCCUCUUCCCUUUCUGUGUCACGACGUUCUGCUAUAUCAGUGUCAUACGCAAACUGGCCAGAGAUUCUAAGACAGCCCAGAAAGGGAGAGCAAUACGUCUGGCCUUCAUUGUUCUUAUGGUCUUCACCCUCUGCUUUGCUCCCAACAACAUCCUCCUGUUGAGCCACUCUGUGCUGAGACUCUUCUAUGGGCAGUCUCUCUACACAGCCUACAAACUGUCUCUCUGUUUCAGCUGCCUGAAUAGCUGCCUUGAUCCAUUCAUCUACUACUUUGCUUCCAAAGAUUUCAGACAAAAGCUGAGACAGAUAAUGAAUCUGCACAGCCUGAGUAGUGCGGACUCGAUGAAGUUGGAACAUAAAGAGAGUGUGUACUCAACACACUGUGCUUUCGAAGGACAAGAGAAACAACACAGCAAGGUGUAUUUGAUGCAAGGGACACCACAGCCUAACGAGACAGAAUAAAAGACAGAGAAAAAAGAGGUGUUAUAGUGGCGUAAGAAAGGAAGCGAGAGAGAGAUAAAGUGUAUGUGUUAAAUGUCGCUCUUGUGUUUUUCUCACAGUUGUCACAGUACUUUUCCUCAGGUCACUUUCGAAACUGUUUUUACUUCACUUUUCUCUUGCACAACACAACAAAUGGAUAUGGACAACAGCUUUUUUUUGCAAACUUUGUCAUUAUUUUGCAUUGAACUAUGCGUUAUUUUAAAGGCAGAAAAAUAUUUUUUGUAUGUGUAUAAUAUCUGCCACAAACAUCAUAACUAUUAUUUUUGACAAGAUAUGUAGCAUGCACAAAUGUAAAAAAAUGUGAAUUAAACAUUUAUAUCAUAUAACCUUCUCUGCCCAAACAUUUUUUAACAUUUUUAAGAUGUUUUUACAUGUUUCUGUAGAUGUCUUUGUUCUGUUUAUUUUUUUAACUAGGGUAUAGCUGACCGUUUGAACUUUUGUUGAACCUUAGGAACUUUGUAUAUAGCCUUUGUAUUUUAAUUUUCUUUGCUUUCUUUAUCUUCAAAAUAAAGAAAUAUA